This is a messenger RNA of Hemiscyllium ocellatum (epaulette shark), 1599 nucleotides long. RefSeq names its product zinc-binding protein A33-like. The record is from RefSeq and is a predicted model, not a curated record. Gene Ontology annotation, molecular function: zinc ion binding; protein binding. NCBI's taxonomy places the organism in Eukaryota, Metazoa, Chordata, Chondrichthyes, Orectolobiformes, Hemiscylliidae. The coding region runs from base 96 to 1517 and encodes 473 amino acids. The transcript has 6 exons.
UGCUGCUCGAAUCAGGAAAUGAAACUGAAAGUAUUUCACUGAACACUGAUCACCAUUUUACUUUGAGCACAGAGCACAGAGAUUAAUCCUUCACGAUGGAAGCUGAUCUUUCCUGUGCUGUUUGCCAUGAUCUGUAUAAAGAUCCUGUCUUACUUGACUGUGAUCACAGCUUCUGUCGAUCCUGUGUGACCCAGUACUGGGAGAAAGCUGACACUGCCUGCUGUCCUGUCUGUAGAAAGGAGACUUCCUCCAGGACCCUGAGAUCCCACCGCACUCUCUCCAACAUUGUGGAAUCAUUUGUAAAAAGCGGUGGAGGUGGUGAAAUUCUGCAGGAAUGCAGCCGACACAAGGAGAAACUGAAGAUUUUCUGUAAAACUGAUAAUCAGCUCAUCUGUCUUGUUUGUCAGAUUUCAAAAGGUCAUCAAAACCACGAGGUGCUGCCAGUGGAAGAAGCUGCUGAAGAGUUUAAGGAGGAACUGGAAACCUCCCUGAAGCCAAUUCAGGAGAAGAAGAAGGAAUGUGAAACUGUCAAAAGUGAUUAUGAGAAAACAUUGUCCCACAUUCAGGACCAAGGCGUAAAAACAGAGAAACAAAUUAAAACUGAAUUUGAAAAACUUCAUCAGUUUCUCCGUGAGGAAGAGAGGAUUGUGUUGGAAGAUCUGAAACUGGAAAAAGAGAAACACAGUCAGGAGAUGAAGGAGAGGAUUGCAAAGAUAACAGAGGAAAUCUCAUCCCUUUCAGUCACUGUUCAGGAUAUUGAACAAGAGCUGAGGGAACAGGACAGCAUCACAUUUUUAACAAAAUUUCCGGAUACAAAGAAAAGAGUGAAGCAAACUCUCCCAGAGCCACAGAAGGUUUACCCUUUAAUAAAUGUGGGCAAGUACAUCGGCUCCCUGCAGUACAGAGUGUGGAAAAAGAUGCUGACAGUGAUUAAUACAGCUCCAGUCACCUUGGACCCUAAUACAGCCCAUCCUGCCCUUCUCCUGUCUGAGGACCUGAGCACCGUGAGACACACCGGGAAUCGGCAGCAGCUUCCCGACAAUCCGGAGAGAUUUGGUUACUGUGUCUGUGUCCUGGGAUCAGAGGGAUUCACAUCAGGGAAACAUUCCUGGGAGGUGGAAGUGGGGAAGAAGACUGAGUGGGAUGUGGGUGUGGCCAAGGAGUCCAUCCACAGGAAGGGGCAAAUCAACCUGAAUCCAGGUAAUGGAUACUGGGCAUUGGCGCUGAGAGAGGGGAAUAAAUACUGGGCUGGUGAGAAACCAUGGAAAUGCUUAAAGCUGAGUGUGAGUCCGAGGAAGGUCCGAGUCUGUCUGGAUUAUGAGGGAGGGAAGAUGUCCUUUUAUAACUCAGAGAACAAGAGCCAUAUCUACACUUUCACUGGGACAUUCACUGAGAAACUCUAUCCUUUCUUCAGUCCGUAUCUCAUUGAUGGGGAUAAAAACACAGAACCUCUGAAAAUCUGUCCCCGGAGAGUAACAAUCCAGGAGGAUGAGGGAUUCAUCGCUUCAUCCAAAUAAAGAGCCUCUCCGUGGGGGGGAGGGGAAGAUCCCAUACACUGGGUCACUGGGUGGGUGAGGAGGAAGAUCCCACACCCUGGGU